This is a messenger RNA of Radiomyces spectabilis, 1020 nucleotides long. RefSeq names its product DNA repair protein RAD51. Lineage: Eukaryota; Fungi; Mucoromycota; Mucoromycetes; Mucorales; Radiomycetaceae. The transcript is spliced from 7 exons. Gene Ontology annotation, molecular function: ATP hydrolysis activity; double-stranded DNA binding; DNA strand exchange activity. Gene Ontology annotation, cellular component: condensed nuclear chromosome. Gene Ontology annotation, biological process: DNA strand invasion; mitotic recombination; chromosome organization involved in meiotic cell cycle. The coding region runs from base 1 to 1020 and encodes 339 amino acids. The record is from RefSeq and is a predicted model, not a curated record.
AUGGAAGUCAUCAAAGAAGGAGAAGAAGGAGAAGAAGGAAAAGGUCAAGAUACGAGUUCGGUGAUGCUGAUAGAAAUAUUGGAGAACUGCGGCGUGUCUGCUGCGGAUAUCAAGAAAUUGAAAGAUGCCGGUUAUUACACGAUUGAAUCCGUAGCGUAUUCGCCGAAAAAGAAUUUGAUUAGGGUGAAAGGCUUAUCUGACAUCAAAGUGGAAAAAAUCAUGAAAGAAGCCAUCGUACUUAUUGAUAUCGGAUUUUCGACAGGCCUGGAUAUCCAUGUCCGUCGAAGUGAAAUGAUCCACAUCACCACAGGAUCCAAGGAGCUCGAUAAACUGUUGGGGGGCGGUAUCGAGACCGGAUCCAUUACAGAGAUCUUUGGCGAAUUCAGAACAGGCAAAACACAGCUGUGUCACACCCUUGCAGUGACCUGUCAAUUGCCUGUUGGCCUUGGCGGAGGAGAAGGCCAUUGCGUCUAUAUCGACACCGAAGGAACCUUUCGACCAAGCCGCAUCCUUGCUACAGCUCAAAGAUAUCAGCGGGAUACCGAGGAAACUCUGAACAACAUUGCAUGCGCACGAGCUUAUAACGCGGACCAUCAAUUGGCGCUCUUGGUGCAUGCAUCUGCACUGAUGGCAGAAACACGGUGCGCACUGUUGAUCGUCGACAGCGCUAUAUCGCUAUACCGUACCGAUUAUUCUGGUCGAGGUGAACUUUCUGCCCGUCAGAUGCAUUUGGCUCGUUUUCUGCGUCAGUUACAAAGGAUUGCCGAUGAGUUUGGAGUCGCGGUCGUGAUUACCAAUCAAAUGAUUGCUCAAGCGGACGGAUCGGCUUCCAUGUUUAAUGUGGAUCCAAAGAAACCUGCCGGUGGCCAUGUCAUGGCUCACACAGCUUGCACUCGGCUCUAUUUACGCAAAGGGCAAAACGAGAACAGAAUAUGCAAAAUCUACGAUUCCCCUUCAUUACCAGAAAGUGAAGGCAUGUUCGCUAUUCUAGAGGACGGCAUUGGCGACAUACGCGAGUAA